AUGAUGGCUGAAAUUGAAGUAAUCUGCACAGAGAACAUUAAGCCUUCUUCUCCAACCCCAGAUUUCCUUAGAAAAUACCAGCUUUCAUUUCUUGAUCAAAUAGCGCCUCCUGUUUUUGUGCCACUUGUUUAUUUCUAUCCAUCAGAUAGAAAAAUCACAAACGUGGAAAGAUUAAACCAUCUCCAGAAAUCUCUUUCAAAAACCUUGAACCGAUUUUAUCCUUUGGCUGGGCGUGUUGUGGACAAUCUGUACGUUGAUUGCAACGACGAGGGCAUUCCAUAUGUUCAAGCUAAAGCAAACCGUAAACUUUCAGAAGUUAUUUCCGAUCCAAUUCCUGGUGAAAUGAACAAAUUUCUUCCUUAUGAAUUGGUUGAUGUGAAAAAUCUUUGUUCAGCUGUGCAAAUUACACAGUUCAGUUGCGGUGGACUGGCUGUUGGAUUAACUAUUUCUCAUAAGAUUGCUGAUGCCUUGUCGUAUUUCUUGUUCGCAAAUAGUUGGGCAGCCAUGGCUAGGGAGGAAAAAGAAAUUUCGUACCCGAAGUUUGAAUCUGCCGCCAUUUUCCCACCUCGGGAUGUGGCUGGUUUUAAACCUAGUACUGGGAUAGUGAAAGAAGAUAUUGUGACCAAGAUUUUUACAUUUUCUUCCUCAAAGAUUUCGGCAAUUAGAGACAAAUAUGCUGAUACAAAUGGUGAGAAUUCUCGUCGUCCAACGAGGAUCGAGGCACUAUCUACGUACAUAUGGAGUCGUUUCAUAUGUUCCACACAAGCGAAACACGAUCCCAACAAGAUUCACACGGUACUUCAUGCAGUGAACCUGCGUACAAGGCUUGAUCCACCAUUAUCCGAACACUAUUUCGGAAACAUAAGCCGGCUAGCCAUCGCAAUACCAUCUGUGGAAGAUAGAGAGAGAGAGGGCUACGGAGUUCUCAACAAAGUACGAGAAGCCAUACACGGUAUUAAUGGCGAUUAUCUUGCGGAACUUCAGGAGGGUGACAAACACUUGAAAUUUAUUAAAGAAAGAGCUGCACAGGCUAAUAAAGGUGACCUUGUGACAUUUAAUUUCACAAGUUUGUGCAGGUUUCCUUUAUAUGAAGCUGAUUUUGGAUGGGGAAGGCCUGUUUGGGUGGGAUCAGCUAGCUUAACUUACAAGAAUCUUGUUACUUUCAUGGACACAAAAUCUGGUGAUGGAAUUGAGGCAUGGAUUAAUUUGAAGAAAGAAGACAUGGUUAAAUUUGAAGCUGAUAUGGAGUUGAAUGCGUUUCUUGGCUCAAGCCCUGCAGAUAAAACUUUUGGAUUUCAGAAUUUAGAACUUUAA
Molecule: messenger RNA, 1314 nt
Organism: Fraxinus pennsylvanica
Lineage: Eukaryota; Viridiplantae; Streptophyta; Magnoliopsida; Lamiales; Oleaceae
Source: the annotation of a GenBank genome assembly